AUUCACAAGGCUUCAAAACUUCAAAUCGAAUAUCACGACUAUUACCCUUGCAGGAAGGGAUUGCAUUCUCAGUGGGGGGAAAUAUGGAUCGAGCGCAGCUUCUACUAGUGGGUUUACCCCUUUUCCUGUUCUGUUCCGACGUUUUGCACCUUUUCACCGCGCCGCCGUCGAAACCCGCUGCUCACCAUCACCACCAUCAUCACCGGCAUCAGUCCGAUCCGCAGCCAUUAAUCAAACAACAGCAGCCAUCUCUUGAGUUUCCUACUCAGAAGGCUAGUGGAAUUGGUUUUGGGAACACUGUUAGCAUAGAUUUCUGUGCUUCAUGUUCUUACAGAGGUACAGCAGUCACAAUGAAAAAUAUGUUGGAGAGUCAAUUUCCUGGGAUCAAUGUUGUUCUUGCCAAUUAUCCUCCUCCCCUACCUAAGCGCAUGCUCAGUAAACUGGUGCCAGUUGUUCAAUUUGGUGUGAUUGCAAUUAUAGCGGGUGGUGAACAAAUUUUUCCAAGGUUAGGGUUUGCUGCACCUCCCCAAUGGUACUAUAGUUUGCGUGCAAACAGAUUUGGGAGUAUGGCCAGUACUUGGCUACUUGGGAACUUUCUCCAAUCUUUCCUGCAGAGUUCGGGUGCUUUUGAAGUGUACUAUAAUGGUGACUUGGUAUUCUCUAAACUAAAGGAGAGUAGGUUCCCUGGAGAGAUAGAGUUGAAAGAACUUAUUGGCCGAAGGAUUUCUAACUCACAAGUGAUUGAUGGCCUUUCUGGAGGGCAUUGGGCUUAGAAAGUUCAGAGUAAAACCACUGUUUUGUGACUUGCAAAAGUCAAGACUGUGUUAUACUGAGUUUCAUUUUCCUUCAGAUCUACGUAUGCAAAACUCUUUACUUCGGUAUUAGUUAUUGGGAACCAUUUUUUUUUUUUUUCUUGACAUGUAAAUUAUUUUCUCAUAAGGCCACUGAUACGUAUAGUUGACCCAUUCCUUUUAUACACACACAUAUAUAUAUAU
Molecule: messenger RNA, 995 nt
Organism: Andrographis paniculata
Lineage: Eukaryota; Viridiplantae; Streptophyta; Magnoliopsida; Lamiales; Acanthaceae
Product: selT-like protein
Exons: 4
Coding region: 84-773 (229 amino acids)
Biological process (GO): cell redox homeostasis
Cellular component (GO): endoplasmic reticulum membrane
Molecular function (GO): thioredoxin-disulfide reductase (NADPH) activity
Source: RefSeq, a predicted model, not a curated record